AUGGCGGUGGCGGUGGCGGCCGCCCUCGCUGCCGGGGCGGAGGAGUCGGCAGCCGCGACCUCCGUUCCUGGGUCCCCGGGUCUGCCUGGGAGUCGCAGUGCGGAGCGGGCCCUGGAGGAGGCCGUGGCCACGGGGACCUUGAACUUGGCAAACCGGCGCCUGAAACAGUUCCCCCGGGGCGCGGCCCGCAGCUACGACCUGUCAGACAUCACCCAGGCCGACCUGUCUCGGAACCGGUUCCCGGAGGUGCCCGAGGCAGCCUGCCAGCUGGUGUCCCUAGAGGGUCUGAGCCUCUACCACAACUGCUUGAGAUGCCUGAACCCAGCCUUGGGGAAUCUCACAGCCCUCACCUACCUCAACCUCAGCCGAAACCAGCUGUCAUUGCUGCCACCUUACAUCUGUCAGCUGCCCCUUCGGGUGCUCAUUAUCAGCAACAACAAGUUGGGAGCCCUGCCCCCAGACAUCGGGGCCCUGGGAAGCCUUCGGCAGCUUGAUGUGAGCAGCAAUGCCUUGCAGUCUCUCCCCCCGGAGCUGUGCAGCCUGCCUUCCCUGCGGGACCUCAGCGUGCGGAAAAACCAGCUCAGCGUCCUGCCCGAUGAGCUGGGGGACCUUCCUCUUGUCCGUCUGGAUUUCUCCUGUAACCGUGUCUCCCGAAUCCCGGUCUCCUUCUGCCGCCUCAGGCACCUGCAGGUCAUUCUGCUGGACAGCAACCCCCUGCAGAGCCCCCCUGCUCAGAUCUGCCUGAAAGGGAAACUUCACAUCUUCAAGUACUUGUCGACAGAGGCAGGGCGGCGCGGGGGCGCUGCGCUGGGAGACCUGGCUCCCUCUCGCCCUCCAAGUUUCAGUCCCUGCCCUGCGGAGGACCUAUUCCCUGGACGCCGGUACGAUGGUGGGCUGGACUCGGGCUUCCACAGUGUUGACAGUGGCAGCAAGAGAUGGUCUGGAAAUGAGUCUACAGAUGAAUUUUCUGAGUUGUCAUUCCGGAUCUCAGAGCUGGCCCGGGAGCCUCGGGGGCCCAGGGAACGGAGGGAGGAUGGCCUUGCUGAUGGAGACCCUGAGCAGAUCGACUUCAUCGACAGCCACGUGCCUGGGGAGGAAGACGACCGGGGUGUUGCCGAGGAGCAGCGGCCUCCAGAGGCAAGCCCUGGGGCAGGGGACGGGGAGAAGGCACCAAGCAACAGGCGGGAGGAGCCAGCAGGAGAGGAGCGGCGGCGACCAGAUACCUUGCAACUGUGGCAGGAGCGGGAGCGGCGCCAGCAGCAGCAGCAGCAGCAGAGUGGCGCGUGGGGGACCCCCAGGAAGGACAGUUCUCUGAAGCCGGGCAUCAGGGCUACUGCCGGAGGUCCGUCUGCCCUGCCCGCUCAGACCACCUCCAGCGGCUCGCCCAAGGCCGGCGCCACCCAGGCGGGGGCCCUAGGGGGCCCAAGGGCUGCUGCUUCUGUCCCUACCUGCCAGGAGGCUCCUCCUAGAGCUGUACCAGCCACAGCGCCUGCUCCCCGGCCACUUGGCUCCAUUCAGAGACCAAACAGCUUCCUCUUCCGCUCAUCCUCUCAGGGCAGCUCAGGCCCGUCCUCCCCUGAGGCUCUCUUGAAACCUCGGCGGUCCCCCCAGGUUCUGGACGAGAAGGAAUUAAUGGCCCAACUGCGCCAGGUCCUUGAGUCCCGGCUGCAACGGCCCCUGCCUGAAGACCUGUCAGAAGCUCUGGCCAAUGGGGUCAUCCUGUGUCAGCUGGCCAACCAGCUCUGGCCCCGCUCUGUGCCCUUCAUUCAUGUGCCCUCGCCUGCUGUGCCAAAACUCAGUGCGCUCAAGUCUCGGAAGAAUGUGGAGAGUUUCUUAGAAGCCUGUCGAAAGAUGGGGAUUCCAGAGGCUGACCUGUGCUCGCCCUCAGACCUCCUCCAGGGCACCGCCCAGGGGCUGCGGACCCCACUGGAGGCUGUGCGGCGGUUGGGGGGCAGGGCCCCGCCACCCCUCUGGCCGCCUCCCGGUCUGCGUGGCUUCAUCCUCUUCUACGUGGCCCUCGCGCUGCUGUUCUAUGUCACCUACACUCGGCUCCUGGGUCCCUAGGAUCUGAUGUCACCCCUCCCCUGGCCCUACUUCUAUUUAUGACUCCCUUGCAGUCACCCCCAGACCCCACCUCCCCCUCCCUCCCCACCAGAGGUGCCUUCAAUCCUUACCAAAGACACUAGGAUACCCCUGGAUAAACACUGACCUCAGAGGCCCCACUCCGGGACCCCUAGACCCUGGCACUCCAGCCUCUGGCCGCCCUCCCGUAGGCCCUCUGUGGGGCCCCCCAUUUCCUCCUGAUGGUGCCUUCGUGCUCUCCCCCUGCCCCUUUACCUUGUCCCACCCCGCAGGGCUGGCAGGAAUGGAGUCUUUCCCCUCCCCACUUCCCUGGGGGCUAAAUUAUCUAUCUUUUGUAGAGAGAAUUCUAUAUUUGUAGGGGAUGUGGGCCCCAAGCCGGGGCCUCAUCUGUGUAUAAACUGUACAGACUGUGCCACUUGUGUGUGUAUGUAUGUAUGUAUGUAUGUGUGUGUGUGUGUGUGUGUGUUCAUCUGCUCCUGCUGUGGCCCAGCCCGGGCCGUGGCUUGUGUGCCGCUUGGGCAUGUCCCUCUGGAGGUGACAGGCCUCUCAGGCCGGAGCCCCUGUGUCAUCUCUGCUGUUAUCCGUUGGCAGCUUCCUUGCUUCCCAUUUGUACCCAAGCUGUGGGCCCACAGUAUCUACCAGGGGUGCCCUGUCCAUCAUCGCCCUGUCCCCUGAGGGGCCAUCCCCUCACUGGCUCUGUCCAGGCUCCCUUAGGGGCCUUGCCCUGUGCCAGGGGUAGGGGAGUGAACAGGGACUGGGACAAGAGGUAAUUUAACCUGGGCCCCUCCCCCCAGGAGUCCCUGUGCCAGCCCCACCACAUCCUGGAAGAGGAGGGGGCCCCAGGAAGGGGUCUCCCCCACAUCGCUGCUGUGGUCCACGCGCUGCUGGAACGGCCUUAGGGUUGAGCUGGGGGCACAGGUGCCAGCCCCAAGGUGUGAGCCCCGGAGUCGAAGAUGGCCAAAGCCUAGCCGCCAUCCCUUGCAAGGAGGACUGCAGUGGCGCUGCGGCUCGGGGCCCUGCCUGAAGGAACCCGGCUGCUCUGGGUGUGGCGGAGGGGCUGGGAUGGACGCCAGGGCUGCGGAGUUGUGUCUGUCAAGCGCAAUAAAGAAGCCGGAAGAUCACUUGA
Messenger RNA from Echinops telfairi (small Madagascar hedgehog), 3208 nucleotides. RefSeq names its product leucine rich repeats and calponin homology domain containing 4 (gene LRCH4). The coding region runs from base 1 to 2064 and encodes 687 amino acids. Lineage: Eukaryota; Metazoa; Chordata; Mammalia; Afrosoricida; Tenrecidae. The record is from RefSeq and is a predicted model, not a curated record. The transcript is spliced from 18 exons. Gene Ontology annotation, molecular function: protein binding.